AUGCCUCUUCUCGGCCGUGAUAAAGCUCGUCCCAGAUCUCGCAGGUCGGACGAUGAGUUUGUGGUAUUCCUUCAAGGCAUCCCACCUCAUUGCCGCUGGCAAGAACUCAAGGAUCUCGUUCGCCAAACUGCACUGCAUAUUCGUCAAGCAGUAGUAUACGAUGAUAGCCAUGGAUUCCCCACCGGACUCGGCCAAAUCAUCGUCAAAAACGAAGACGAGGCCUGGCGAACAUACCAUCGACUCUCGACCUGCGGAUGGGACGGCCAGAGCCUGGUCGUCACACUAUCGCGGACCAGUACGCCCACUAAGCCCAUUGCCGGGCCUACCAGAAGCCCAGCAAUGAUGCCAGGCUACAUCUCUGGCCAGUCCACACCUCCAUUAGUGCAUGGAAACAUGGCAAUGCCCCCGUCACCCGUCUCACCAGAAUCACCCCAUCCCACCGCUCCACCAUAUCCAUACCCAGAGUACGGCGUCAUGAUCGUACCCAUGCCAAUGCCGCCUCAAGGCUUCAUGCCUAUGAUGCAAGAUCCACACGCACCACCGAUACAGUGUUUCCCCCCAUCCCCAGUAAUGAACGCAAUGUACGAGCCGUGGAACAUGAUGCCAGGCUAUCCGAUGCCCCCUUCACAACACAUGCACACAAGCGAUAAUCCCCCACAGCCCUACCAGCACUACCAGCAACGCGGAUCUUCCGCCAAAGGCACGAAUCCCAGCUCUCCGUCUUUCUAUCCAAACCGGCAAGCCAUCACCAUCGAGAACUUGAACGUUGCAACUACAUGCGCCGACCUAAAAACCCUUCUACAAACAGCCGGUACUGUCCAGAAAUGCAGCAUAGUAUCUACAGACUCGGCCGAUGGUAAUGGCCGGCUCCGUGGCUUGAUCAAGAUGCAAACAGCAGACGAAGCCCAGUGCGCUGUGACCAUGUUCAACAAUCUGAGCUUCAUGGGCUCGCGGAUUAGGGUCAAGGUUGAUUGUGGCUCGCAUCUUACGCGGGCUGUAAACGUUGAUGAAGUGUUAGGUGCUUGUGCUGGCUCAGACACCGCGGGCUCGGUGCCGGGAGAUGGGGAUACGUGUCAGUCAUGGGCUGAGGAGAUGUCGGCAGAGGCUAAUUCUGUUGAUAUUUCUAAGCCGCUGGUUAUAGAUGGGUCUGGACUGGGUUGA
Molecule: messenger RNA, 1161 nt
Organism: Penicillium egyptiacum
Lineage: Eukaryota; Fungi; Ascomycota; Eurotiomycetes; Eurotiales; Aspergillaceae
Source: the annotation of a GenBank genome assembly